Messenger RNA from Hypomesus transpacificus, 2184 nucleotides. RefSeq names its product LRAT domain containing 2b (gene lratd2b). The record is from RefSeq and is a predicted model, not a curated record. NCBI's taxonomy places the organism in Eukaryota, Metazoa, Chordata, Actinopteri, Osmeriformes, Osmeridae. The transcript is spliced from 2 exons. Bases 403 to 1227 code for a protein of 274 amino acids.
AAUAAAUUGGACACCGUCACUUUAAACGACCACAUCCGUGGAAGUGAGUCUCGUUGCAAUAAGGGCUGUAGUCCAUAUACAGUUUGUGAGUCCACUUGACACCACAUCGCAAAACGUAACAGCUCUUUAUUUGCAAUUGGAAUAACGUUGUCGGGAAUAUUAUUUAGAGUUAGCCUACAGGCAAGAACUGCGGGUUAACACUUUGAUCUCCUGACACAUUUCCGACGUUUAAAUGUGGUUAUGGAUUAAAAUCCUUCCUCGCCUGUGAGUUAUUUCCAGGUGAAAUUACUAAUGUAGGCUACAUACGGGCAGGCCAAGGUUUACAGCGUGAGCGCACGUACCUACUACACUUCCGCCUGGAACAGGUGGAUAGUUGUUUCUUACCGUCCACCUGUUAGUGGUAUGGGGAACCAGGUUGAAAAGUUGACACACUUAAGUUAUGCUGAAGUUCCGACCGCUGACCCAAACGGGUUCGAGCUCAAAGAUGACUGUCCUCGGAUCGGAGUGUCCUACAUAUUCUCUAACGACGAUGACGAACAGGAGGACAAUAUUGAUGGACCCAACAGUGAUCAACUAAACCAGGAAGAGAGGCAAUAUGACAACCGGAAUGAACCCGAAUGCUUGGUAUACUACAGAGAGGAGUGCGUGUACGAGAAAAAUCUGAAGCUCUCAGAUAUGACCACAUAUUCGCCGGAAAACCUAUUGAUUAAAUGCAAACCUGGCGACUUGGUAGAGUUUUUGGCCACUGGCCAGUAUCCUCAUUGGGCCGUGUACGUCGGGGGCUAUCAAGUAGUCCACUUGCACCGGGCUGAAAUAAAGAAUAACUUUCUGACAGACGCAAGUCAAGGGAAAAGAGGCAGAAUAGUAAAUGGCCUUUAUAAAUUCCGUGCGUUGCCUCCUGAGGUGGUGGUGCAGCACGCAAUGGAGCAUGUUGGGGUGCGAGACAGAGAGCUGUGCUGGAGAAACUCUGAGUGCUUUGCCGCCUGGUGCAGGUAUGGCAAGCGCGAGUUCAAAAUCGGUGGAGAGAUUCGUAUAGGAAAGCAGCCUUACAGGUUGAAAUUACAAAUUUCAGAAAAAAAUAUCCAUGUCCUGGAAUUUCAGAGCUUGGAGGACUUGAUUAUGGAGAAGAGAAGAAACGACCAGAUAGGCAAAGAUGCGGUGAUUUUGGAGCUGGCCAACCACCUUAAUACGAAGGAUGAAAUCAAGAAUCACCACGGCGUUAAUUGAAGGUUUUACUAAACCAUGAGACUGUAGAACUGACCUGAUGAUUAAACCAAAAUCAUUAAAAAAAAAUUGGAAGUAGCCAAAGAAAUGUCUUGCUUGUAGGCUAUUCCGACGUCUGGCAAAAGUCUCAACAGUGUCCAAUCUUAAUAAGAGGUGAAAAUACAAAUUUGGAACUCAGGGGUAAUAGAACACUAAUGAAGAGUUUGAUUAAGGAGACCUUAUUGUACAUUGAUAUCAGACAAUAUUUCUUUCAAUAGUUAAAGUAAAAAAUUAUUGGAGGGAUAAAGCUAUCUUUCCUGAGGGCAAUGUUGAUACAGUUUUCAUAGCCAUGACUGGAACUUUAAUUAAUUAAUUGAUUAAUGGAUUUUUAAGAUUUAUUUUUUGAAUUACGUUUUUAUAUAUAUAUAUAUAUAUAUAUAUAUUAGUUGGGGUAGUUACUCAAAAAGUAAUAUAUUACACAUUGCUAGUUACCUUUUUUUAAAGUAAUGCUUUACUUGACUAGAUUACUCACUGUUGAAAGUAACUAGUUACACUACUAGUUACAUUGCUUUUGGAUUACUCCAACAUCACCUGAGAUGCACUAUAAGUUACUUGCGAAGUUAUAUGCCCAAAUCAACUCAAAUUGUUAUUAUAAUGAGGACAUACACACAAUCUCUUUUAUGCUUUUUAAUACAACAAUGCUGACAGUUUUGAACAUCAAGUUGUCAAGCAUAACAAGGCUACAGUACUAUACACCAAAAGCAUACAGAAUGAUGUGUUUGAGGCAGAUAUUUGACAGAUCUGGUCAUGAAUUUAAAAAAGAGCUGAUUUCAGUGUCAACCUUUUGGAAUAUUAAGAACCUAAUAAUAACAGUAUUAUUUACUCUGAUCAAAUGAAUUCCCUAAAGAGGCUUGUGAUUGUUAUAUGAUAUAAUGUAAAAUCCUGGAACCACUGAGCUGAAAAUAAAAUCCUGGUAACAUC